UCGAAUUUUCAAAUUUCUCAUUUCGGCUGUGUUUAUUGCUUGCUUGCCUUUGCUCUCAUCGGUUUGUGUGUGCGUACAUUUCUUGUAGGCAACGAAAGAACUAAGUAGAAACUAGCAUAUGCAGAGAAAACAACGAAAACCACCACCACCGCCGCCGUGUAUGCCAAUGUACAUAUUGCGUGGAAUAUUUGUAUUUAUCAUUUUAGGUUGCCUCUUCUUGCUGGCAAUUGUACAGAUACUUUUACGUCGUACAAUGGCAAAGUAAAAAUUCGAAGUUUCAACCAAAUGUCAGUACGUCAAGAGCGUUCAACGAGUACAAAUCAUUCGUUUAUCAAAUUGCCUGAGUGGAUUUCGUUGUGUGCGCUCAUAGUGUUACUAGCAAAAGUUUAUGUCGUAAAUUACGUGCAUAUUCCAUUUGUGAAAUUUUCGAAAACUAUAUAAAUAUAUAAAGAAAUACACAAAUUUGUGAUUUUCAAUAAAAUAUUGGUGAAAACUUUUCAGUAAUUUUUGUAAAAAGUGUGUGAAAAGCUUACAAUUUGUUUUGUGGCAAAGCAUAAAAGCAACGAGUAAACUUUUGACAUUUCGUGUUGCUGCUUUGUGAGAGUUGCGCUCGUACGGCACAAGAGAAAAAAGAGACACGGUGGAGCUGUAGCAAUUCAGUGCUUAUUAUUGUAAAGCAAGAGACCUGCAAGUGGGGGCGACUAUUGGAAUAUAUUACAAAAUAGAAUUUUUAUACUACAAAAGUGCCACAAAUAUUUGAGUUUGAACACUAAAAAUAAUCAAGUGACAUAUAAAAAACUGCAUUUCUUCCAUCUAAUUGUGUGCUAGCAUUAAUCAAACAUUUGCUGUGGGGUGUGGAUGAGGCGUAGAGCAGGCUGGUUCAACGAAACUGUACCCCAAGUGAUUCGCACCACUUGUAUGUUUUGAUAUAACCAAAGUGUUAUUGUGUGGAAGAAUCAACGUAUGAAAAACAAAAGUGGGGAAAUCAACAAGUUUUGGCGCGAAAACUUUUGACAAGUGGUAACCUAACCAAGUAUUUUGGCAUUGGGGAUUGAAAAAAUCAGCAACAACAAAACAACGUGAUUGAGGGAAUUGGUUGAAAUACACUGAGCAAACGUAGAAAACAACGUCAUUGACACAAAAAAAAAGUGUAUAAGGAAAUACUUUAUUUUAUUUUGAAUUGUUUGUGCAUUACUUAAACAAAAAAUAAAUAUAAAACCAACAAAAAAUCCAGAAAAAAGCAACGAGCAUAAGACAAAAACAUUUAUAUCAAGGUUACGUGUUGUUGCAAGCAUAUUGUUGGCAUAAUAAAUAAACACUCCAAACAGCAAUUGAAUUGCGAAAAGACAAAAGGAAGUGUACAUUGCUGAAGGCACUUGCAAAUUAAUUAAAUAUCAUUAGCAUUUUUUUUAAUUUUAUAUUUUUGCACAUAUUUUGUCAAAUUAUUGGACAAGUAAUGACUGCUGCACGCGUUUUAAAUCCUGUCAUUCUAACUGAAUUCUGUAAGCUGCGCGCUAGUCCCAGCGCCAUGGGACGUAAUAUGACCUGCAAUCGUCAAUUGAAUCGCAUAAGGCGUGAUCUUUUUGGUACUGCAAAUCCGGUGGAGACACAAAGAACACUCGCCGCAGAAUUGGACAAACAUCAAGAUCGCGCCAGCAAGAAAUGGGGUUUUGACUUUCGCACUGGUUCACCACUCACCACAAAUACACAAUACGUUUGGGAACGUAUCUCGUAUCAGGAAUCCACACGCGCACCCGAAGUCUAUACACUCACACGUGCGGCACAUGUACGCCCCUUACCGGUGGAACCAUGCAGCGCCGAUGAACUAAUGGACAAACGUGCAGAACGUGAAAAUUACACAAUGAUUAACACAUCAACAACGACGGACACAGAUUCCUGCGGUGAUUAUGACUCACAGGAUGAGUCUUUGGUUGAAUUCAAAGUACCCGAGUGUAGUGGUAAUAAGCGUGCGCAUGAUGGCAGCUCUGCUAAUAGACCAACACUGCGUAAACGCCAGCCAAAAAUUACAGAAUACAUGAAAGAGCGCAAACGUCUCGCCCAAACGCCGAAAAAGGUCUCACCUGCCGCUAAGCGUGCGCGCACCAGCUCCGGCAGCAGCAGUAGUAAUAGCCACAGCGCGCAUGCGUAUAGCAUUAGCGCACAUUUUUCACUGCAACGAAGUUUUCAACGCAAUAAUUAAGCUGUGCAAUGCAAAGAAAACAACAAAAAGAAGAAAAAAAAAACAUAAAGAAAAACAAAUAAAUAAAUAUACAUAUAAUUAGUAUAUAAUUAACUAUAUAGAUAGUCUAUAUAUAGUAUACAUACAUAUAUAAUAAAUAGGCUUAGCUAUACUAUAUAUAUCACGUAUAAAUAGCAAUUAGUUACUUAAAAUGCAAAUGCUUUAAAUAUAUACAUAUAUAUAUUUUUAGUAUAUAUUUAUUAGCGUACAUUGAUAAGCUAAUACUUACAUAAAAAUACAUAUUAGUUGUGUGUAAUACUUUACUUUCGUAUAAAAUUGAUGAAAUUGCCAUAAACAAAAUUAAAUACAUUUUUGUUGUUGAUGAAAACUGAAAAAAUUCA
Ceratitis capitata (Mediterranean fruit fly) is the source of this 2580-nucleotide messenger RNA. It is a transcript of the gene dap, whose product is annotated as cyclin-dependent kinase inhibitor 1B. NCBI's taxonomy places the organism in Eukaryota, Metazoa, Arthropoda, Insecta, Diptera, Tephritidae. The coding region runs from base 1457 to 2200 and encodes 247 amino acids. The record is from RefSeq and is a predicted model, not a curated record. The transcript has 3 exons. Gene Ontology annotation, cellular component: nucleus. Gene Ontology annotation, biological process: regulation of cell cycle. Gene Ontology annotation, molecular function: cyclin-dependent protein serine/threonine kinase inhibitor activity.